Messenger RNA from Lepidothrix coronata (blue-crowned manakin), 2539 nucleotides. It is a transcript of the gene KIRREL3, whose product is annotated as kin of IRRE like 3 (Drosophila). The coding region runs from base 61 to 2355 and encodes 764 amino acids. The record is from RefSeq and is a predicted model, not a curated record. Gene Ontology annotation, cellular component: cell-cell junction. Gene Ontology annotation, molecular function: cell adhesion molecule binding. NCBI's taxonomy places the organism in Eukaryota, Metazoa, Chordata, Aves, Passeriformes, Pipridae. Gene Ontology annotation, biological process: cell-cell adhesion; synapse assembly. The transcript has 16 exons.
GCCCCCGCCGGCAGCGGCAGCGGAGCCCCCCGACCCCCGGCGCCGAGCCCACCCUGAGGAAUGAGCGCUUUCCAGGCAGACCUCCUCCUCCUCCUCCUCGCCUGCUUCCUGCUCAGCCACGAACUGGGGCUCCCAGGAAGAGGAUGCUGCCUAGUCCUGGGGUUCAUGUACAAGGAGAAGUACCGCAGGAUGACUGAAGGCCAAGCGUCGUCGUUCACGCAGCAGCCCCAGGACCAGGUGGUGAUCGCUGGGCAGCCCGUGACCCUGCUCUGUGCCAUCCCCGAGUACAAUGGCAUCGUGCUCUGGAUCAAGGACGGGCUGGCCCUUGGAGUCGGACGGGACCUCUCAAGUUACCCGCGCUACCUGGUGGUAGGAGACCAUCUGUCGGGACAGCACCACUUGAAAAUCCUGAGGGCUGAUCUCCAGGAUGACGCCGUGUACGAGUGCCAGGCCAUCCAGGCUGCCAUCCGAUCCCGACCUGCCCGGCUGACCGUCCUGGUUCCUCCAGAUGAUCCUGUCAUUAUGGGGGGGCCCAUCAUCAGCCUGAGAGCAGGAGACCCCCUGAACCUGACCUGCCACGCUGACAAUGCCAAACCAGCAGCCUCCAUCAUCUGGAUGAGGAGGGGAGAAGUCAUCAAUGGAGCCACCUACUCCAAGACACUUCUCCGUGAUGGCAAGAGGGAGAGCAUCAUGAGCACCCUUUUCAUCGCCCCCUCUGACAUCGAGAACGGGGAGAGCAUCGUGUGCCGCGCCACCAACAAAGCCAUUCCCAGCGGGAAGGAGACCUCGGUCACCAUCGACAUCCAGCACCCACCCCUGGUGAACUUGUCCGUGGAGCCGCAGCCGGUGCUCGAGGACAACACUGUGAAGUUCCACUGCUCGGCCAAGGCCAACCCCGCCGUCACCCAGUACAGGUGGGCAAAAAAAGGCCAGGUUAUAAAGGAAGCCUCUGGUGACUUCUAUGAAACCAUUGUGGACCACACCUUCUUCUUUGAGCCCGUCUCCUGCGAGGUCACCAACGCCCUGGGCAGCACAAACAUCAGCAGGACCGUGGAUGUGUACUUUGGGCCCAGGAUGGCGACAGAACCACAGUCCCUCCUGGUGGACCUGGGCUCAGACGCCGUCUUCAACUGUGCCUGGACUGGGAACCCCUCCCUCACCAUCGUCUGGAUGAAGCGAGGCUCGGGCGUGGUCCUGAGCAAUGAGAACAAGCUGACCCUGAAGUCCGUGCGCCAGGAAGACGCCGGGAAAUACGUGUGCCGGGCCGUGGUGCCGCGGGUGGGCGCGGGCGAGCGGGAGGUGACGCUCACCGUCAACGGGCCCCCCAUCAUCUCCAGCACCCAGACCCAGCACGCCCUGCACGGCCAGAAGGGGCAGAUCAAGUGUUUCAUCCGCAGCACUCCCCCACCAGACCGGAUUGCUUGGUCCUGGAAGGAGAACGUCCUGGAAUCCGGGACCUCCGGGCGCUACACGGUGGAGACGGUCAGCACGGACGAGGGGGUCAUCUCCACACUGACCAUCAGCAACAUUGUCCGGGCUGACUUCCAAACCAUCUACAACUGCACUGCCUGGAACAGCUUCGGCUCCGACACCGAGAUCAUCCGGCUCAAGGAGCAAGGUACGGAAAUGAAAUCAGGAGCUGGUAUUCAAGCAGAGUCGGUGCCCAUGGCGGUGAUCAUCGGCGUGGCCGUGGGGGCCGGCGUGGCGUUCCUGGUGCUGAUGGCCACCAUCGUCGCCUUCUGCUGCGCCCGCUCCCAGAGGAGUAAGUGUGUCCCCCUCCUCGGGAAGGGGCUGGGGGAAAACUCUGGGGAGGGGGCGAAUCGAAUGGACCGGGGGGAGUUCCAGCAGGAUUCGGUGCUGAAGCAGCUCGAGGUGCUCAAAGAGGAGGAGAAGGAGUUUCAAAACCUGAAGGACCCCACCAACGGCUACUACAGCGUGAACACCUUCAAGGAGCACCACUCCACCCCCACCAUCUCGCUGUCGGGCUGCCCGGCCGACCUGCGCCCGGCCGGGAAGCAGCGGGUGCCCACGGGCAUGUCCUUCACCAACAUCUACAGCACCCUGAGCGGGCAGAGCCGCCUCUACGACUACAGCCAGCGCUUCGUGCUGGGCAUGGGCAGCAGCUCCAUCGAGCUGUGCGAGCGCGAGUUCCAGCGCGGCUCCAUGAGCGACAGCAGCUCCUUCCUCGACACCCAGUGCGACAGCAGCAUCAGCAGCAGCGGGAAGCAGGACGGCUACGUGCAGUUCGACAAGGCCAGCAAGGCCUCCGCAUCCUCCUCCCACCACUCCCAGUCCUCUUCCCAAAACUCAGACCCCAGCCGGCCCCUGCAGAGGCGGAUGCAGACGCACGUUUGAGCCCCUCCGGGGGCCGCUCGGGACCCUCGGCGUGGGCGCCGUGGCGCUCGGACAGUGGCGCCCGCCGGCAGCGGCGGCGGGAAGAGGCCGGAUCCAGCCCCCGGAGCGGGGCUGCGGGGCGGGGGGCCGGCCCAGCAUCCCCCCCCUCCCCGGUACAUGCUAAGCACAACCCCGCCGAGGACGC